Amaranthus tricolor (Joseph's coat) is the source of this 1236-nucleotide messenger RNA. RefSeq lists its product as uncharacterized. The record is from RefSeq and is a predicted model, not a curated record. The coding region runs from base 143 to 577 and encodes 144 amino acids. Lineage: Eukaryota; Viridiplantae; Streptophyta; Magnoliopsida; Caryophyllales; Amaranthaceae. The transcript has 2 exons.
ACAAAAGUUCUAAUUUUCCUUCGUGAAAUCCAAUCUCUCGUCCGUUCAGUUUCCCUCCUUUCCUAAUUUUCCUCAAGAUCUUCUCAGAAGUUUUAUUCAAAUCUUCCCACAAAAUCAAAUUCAUCUAAAAACCAAAAAAAAGAUGCACAGAUCAUCAAGCAACACAAGAGUAGCAGAUGAUUUCUAUAGAAACUCAUCUUCUUAUUCAUCUCUAGCCACAGCCAUCAAUGGCGACGACGACAACCAUGGAAAUGGUAAUGGAAAUCUUCCCAUGUACAAUCCAGCAUCUUACCCUGCUAAAAAGGAAAAAUCUCGUCUUAGAUCCGCUGUUAAUGUUGUUCAUCUUAUCCCUCUUGUUCUUGUCCUUUGUGCAAUUAUCCUAUGGUUUUCUUCCAACCCUGUUGAAGUUGUGAGCAUGAACCCAGGUUCAAUCGGUGUGAGAAUUGAAGGGGGGCAGGGUGGUGAGACUAUCAAUGGCAACCAAAACGAGUUGCAAUUAGAGCUGGAAGAUCACGAUUUGUUGCAUCAUCAUCAGCGCCAACAGCAGCAGACAAUUGAUAGGAAGCGUUCCGUAUGAUUGAAGACAGUUAAAUUAGUUGCAUCCGUUUACUCUUUAACUCACGGAGAGACGAAGAGACGCUGGUCGCUGCAAACACCUGUGUUUCAGAAUUCUCUGAAGAGAAGGGUAAUCUAGAAAACUACAGAAUGUAGAAUCAAUUACGCUUAGAUUAGAGAGAUGUUUUUUCAUCAGCUACUCUUGCUGAUAUUGCUGCUACGAGUAGGCUACAUACAUACUUCCCAUUUGGAAUAUUUCACCUCAAGAAGAGAGAAAUUUAAUUUAUGUUUUCGACACUUAUUUAGAAGAUAAAAUAUAUUCAUGUGAGAGCUCGUUAAAUUCGUCUUAAUGUAUACCUUUUUAUUAUGUAUUUUUUAUAAUUUUUUAUUAUGUGUAUUUAGAGAUAUUAAGGUUUAAAAUUUACUUUGAAAAUUGUGUAAAAAAUAAACGAAAAUAACAAAAAGAAACGAAGGAAGUACAUACAUAUACAUGUUUGGAGAAUAACUGUAUAAAUAUUUAUUUUUGUUCUUUAGUAGACUUGUGAGAUUUUACAUUAUGAGUACUUUCACCUCUAUUUCCCCAUAAAAUACUUAGUAUGAACCGUGUUGAAAAGCGGAAGCGACUUAAACAGGAAAAAUCUAGUUGAAUAUUGUAGUUAAAGGUGCAACUCGUGAACUAGA